Messenger RNA from Nerophis lumbriciformis (worm pipefish), 504 nucleotides. The record is from RefSeq and is a predicted model, not a curated record. Lineage: Eukaryota; Metazoa; Chordata; Actinopteri; Syngnathiformes; Syngnathidae.
AUGGCGGCGUCCUUGACCAGUACUGUUUGCCGGAGCUUCCUGGCUCCGCUGAGCAGGUCACGACCUCCCCUAAACAGAGCUCUUCACGUCACUUCAUUGUGCUGCAAAAACCGAGCCGCUCGCAUCCGAGUGGGCAAAGGCGACCGUCCUGUUACCUACGAGCAGGCCCUGAAACCUCACCACAUCGGCCAUCAAAAAGGAUGGCUCUCGCAGCAUACUAGUAACCUAAAAGGCGAAGAGGGCGCGGCGGAGCGCGCUGUGGAGGACACGUUCAUCCGGCGCCUGAUAUUCGGGACUUUCCACGGCUGCCUGGCCAACGAAGUGGUGAUCAAGCGGCGCGGCAACGUGUUGACGGUGUGUGUCCUGCUGCUGCAAAAGCUGCCUCCGAACAGGUUCUACUUCCUCAUCGGGUACACAGAGUCGCUCCUGGCGCACUUUUACAAAUGCCCCGUCAAGCUGGAGGUGCAGACGCUGCGGGAGAAGCAAGUUUACAAGUAUCUGUGA